Phaethon lepturus (White-tailed tropicbird) is the source of this 772-nucleotide messenger RNA. It is a transcript of the gene CD47, whose product is annotated as CD47 molecule. Gene Ontology annotation, molecular function: thrombospondin receptor activity. The record is from RefSeq and is a predicted model, not a curated record. The transcript is spliced from 6 exons. Lineage: Eukaryota; Metazoa; Chordata; Aves; Phaethontiformes; Phaethontidae. The annotation marks the transcript as partial. Gene Ontology annotation, cellular component: plasma membrane; extracellular exosome. Gene Ontology annotation, biological process: positive regulation of inflammatory response; positive regulation of phagocytosis; positive regulation of cell-cell adhesion.
CAGUUGGUGUUUAGUGUGACAGACGUUGUUGAAAGAACUGACUGUAAUAAAACUGUCAUUUUACCUUGCAAUGUGACGAAUCUAAAGGAGAACAAUGCAAGUGCCAUGUUUGUUACAUGGAAAAAUAAAGGAAAAAUAAUUUUUUCUUUUGAUGGAACAAGACAGGAGUUUUUCAGAGAUGAAACAGUUCCAUCAGCUAACUUCGUCUCUCAGGCGGAUUUAUCCAAGGGUAUUGCCUCUCUCAGGCUUAACAGUGCAGAAGCAGAUGCUGGAAAUUACAGCUGUGAAGUAACAGAAUCAAAUAGAGAAGGAGAAACAAGAGUUGAACUUAGAAACCAGUCAGUUGUCAGUUGCGGCGAGGAAAAUGCCCCAACACCAAAGGAAAAAUGUGGAUCAUGGUUUCUUCUAGUGGAAAGGGCCAUCAUCAUAGCAUUGCUGUUCUUAGUUAUUAUUUUGUGUUCGGCUCAGUUAAGUGUUAUUGCAUUAAAAUGUGAAACUGUACCUCAGAAGAAAAUGAGCAUUAUUGUAGCAGGUAUCAUCUUCACAGUUGCUGCUGUUGUAGGCACUGUUCUUUUUGUCCAAGAUGGCUAUACUGCACAGAAUCAAGCUGGUCUUGGCCUAAUUGUAGUCCCUGCUGUGAUUUUGGUACCGCUUCAAUACUUUAUGUUUGGAAUUGUUUUCGAUAGUCUACCACAAACAACAUUUGCUCUGAUAGGUUUGCAAACUCUUGGUUAUAUAACUGCUGUGGUUGGUUUUGCACUGUGUGUCUCAG